CCCUCGGCGCGUUCGCUUUCAUGUCGCCCUGGCUCAGUCGGCUUCUCACCGCAACUCCCAAAGAGGUCCCGGUUCUCAACCGUUGUUCGCAGAACUUUUGCCGGCCGUCCCUUCGCUCCAAACCGACUCCAGACUCCAUUACGAAGCUGGCUGCCCGCUGCUAUCGUUGUCUAGGAACAUCUCCGUCAUCACACUGAAAACGAACGUUGAACGCCACAAAAACGACAUCGAAGAUGGCCGAACAAGAACAGCCCGUGAAGCCUGCUCCCCAGAUGGACCAGAUCAAGUCCCUGCUGGGUGGAGGUGCUGCCGGUGUGGCGACAGUCCUGGCUGGUCACCCGUUCGAUACGCUGAAAGUCCGUUUACAAACUGGAACGCAGUACAAGGGCUUGGCUGACUGCUUCAAGCAAACGAUCGCAAAGGAUGGUAUUUUGGGACUGUACAGGGGUAUGGCGUCCCCACUCGUCGGUGUAACGCCCAUGUUCGCGCUGAGUUUUUGGUCCUACGACCUCGGUUGUCAACUGGUCCGCGACAUGACCCCCAACCGCAAAUCCUCCGAACUCACAUUGACCGAAUACGCCAUCGCCGGAGGUUUCUCAGCCAUCCCAACGACGAUCGUCACGACACCCAUGGAACGCGUGAAGGUUGUUUUGCAAACGCAAGAUCAGUCUGUUGGAGGGAAGAAGUACAAGGGGAUGGGCGAUGCUGCGGCUGCUAUGUGGAGGGAAGGCGGGAUCCGGUCCUUGUACCGUGGAACCAUCGCCACCUUGGCUCGUGACACGCCUGGGUCGGCUGCGUAUUUCUGGGCUUACGAGGCUGUCUAUCGGGCGCUGAAGCCAAAGGGAGAGCAAGGAUUACCUGUCACGUCUGUUCUGUUUGCCGGAGGAAUGGCUGGUGUCGCUAUGUGGUCAAUCGCCAUUCCUCCAGAUGUGAUCAAGUCUCGCAUCCAGUCCGCCCCAGCAGGAACAUACAAAGGAUUCGUUGACUGCGGGAUGCAAAUUGUGGCGAAAGAAGGGCCAUCUGCACUUUUCAAGGGAUUGGGACCCGCUCUUUUGCGUGCUUUCCCGGCAAAUGCAGCAGGUUUCCUGGGUAGAGCCGCCAUGAUGGAGGUGCUUCACCGCCUCUGGUGAUCUGGAUAGAUUCGAUGUCCUUGGGCUUCAACGCGUGUCUGCUUCAUGAAGGGCUUAUCCACCGCGGUAUACCACUGGGGGACUCCUCUUUUUGUCUUACAUUAUUUUAAAGUGCAGUUCCGGGCUCGCUCUUCCCUAGUUAGAUGCAGCGUAGGAAUGUACUCGGCAUAGAUCAGGCUCUUAAAUAUUUUGCAAUCAGA
This is a messenger RNA of Fimicolochytrium jonesii, 1330 nucleotides long. RefSeq names its product mitochondrial carrier domain-containing protein. Gene Ontology annotation, biological process: mitochondrial transport; carnitine transmembrane transport. The record is from RefSeq and is a predicted model, not a curated record. The transcript has 6 exons. Gene Ontology annotation, cellular component: mitochondrial envelope. Lineage: Eukaryota; Fungi; Chytridiomycota; Chytridiomycetes; Spizellomycetales; Powellomycetaceae. The coding region runs from base 234 to 1130 and encodes 298 amino acids. Gene Ontology annotation, molecular function: O-acyl-L-carnitine transmembrane transporter activity.